This is a messenger RNA of Salarias fasciatus (jewelled blenny), 909 nucleotides long. RefSeq names its product RALY heterogeneous nuclear ribonucleoprotein (gene raly). Gene Ontology annotation, molecular function: RNA binding. The transcript is spliced from 8 exons. The coding region runs from base 40 to 909 and encodes 289 amino acids. The record is from RefSeq and is a predicted model, not a curated record. Gene Ontology annotation, cellular component: nucleus. Lineage: Eukaryota; Metazoa; Chordata; Actinopteri; Blenniiformes; Blenniidae.
UCCACCCGUCCGCCCGCGGCUCGUUUCCGUCUCUCCAGCAUGUCGCUGAAGGUGAUGACCAGCAACGUCACCAACAAGACAGACCCCAAGUCCAUCAACUCGCGCGUGUUCAUCGGCAACCUGAACACGGCGGUGGUGAAGAAGUCGGACGUGGAGAGCAUCUUCUCCAAGUACGGCCGCGUGCUGGGCUGCUCCGUGCACAAGGGCUACGCCUUCGUCCAGUACGCCAGCGAGCGGCACGCCCGCGGCGCCGUCAUCGGGGAGAACGGCCGGGUGCUGGCCGGACAGACGCUGGAUAUCAACAUGGCAGGAGAGCCGAAGCCCAACAGACCCAAAGGCCUGAAGCGAUCCGCGGCGUCUCUCUACAGCAGCUAUGAGUUCGACUACGAUUACUACAGAGAAGACUUCUACGACAGGUUGUUUGAGUACCGUGGCCGGGUGUCCCCGGUGCCUCGGGUGGUGCCGGUCAAGCGCCCGCGGGUGGCGGUGCCGCUCGUACGACGCGUCAAAUCCCUGCCGGUCAAACUGCUGACGCGCAACGCCUCCGUCCUCCCCACCAGCAACGGCAACAAGCCGAGAUUGAGAGGCACGGAGCUUCAGGCCAUCAAGUCAGAGUUAACUCAGAUUAAAGCGAACAUCGAAGCUCUGCUGGGCCGACUGGAGCAGAUAACAGAAGACCCACACAUCACCGCCACAGAUCUGAUCAAAGCAGAGGACUGUAAGAGCGAAGAGGCGUGGCAGGACGAGUCCAGUUCGGACCUCGGAGACGACGAAGAGCAGCGACAGAACAGCGAAGUGGAGGAGGAAGAGGAGGAGGAGGAGGAGGAAGGGGAGCACACACAGGAUGACAACCACAACCACAUGGAGAACAGCCGUCUAUCACCAGAAAUGGACUCCAUUCACCCCUGA